This is a messenger RNA of Nezara viridula (southern green stink bug), 2732 nucleotides long. Lineage: Eukaryota; Metazoa; Arthropoda; Insecta; Hemiptera; Pentatomidae. The record is from the annotation of a GenBank genome assembly.
GGAGGAUAACGCAGAGGUGGUAAGAGGCUGGGCAGAGCUGGUGGGAACGUCCCCAUCGAGCUUGUGUUGUCCAGGAUUCGCCGCGAUGCAGUUCAUGGGCAAUUCCGACAGGCUCCAAUCCGUCAUUGAGAAAAUCCAGGCCAACAAGGAGAACAACCCUUCGCCUCCUCCAGAAGAAGGAGAAACAAGCGCUUCCGAAACUACAUCUGAGCCAGCAGAGUCGGAGCUAGGAUACAGUUUUGCUCCGACUGAGUUAGCCCCUUAUCCCUGUCAGUUUUGUGACAAGGCCUUCUCUCGUUAUAGCUAUCUAAAGAAACAUGAGCAGUCACAUAGUGGUUUGCUGCUCUUUCGCUGUGAUUUUUGCAAUAGGUUAUUCAAACAUAAAAGGAGUAGAGACAGACAUAUCAAACUCCACACUGGAGACAAAAAAUACAAAUGCAGCCAAUGUGAAGCGGCAUUUUCCAGAAGUGACCAUUUAAAGAUCCACAUGAAGACUCAUGACAACCAGAAACCUUAUCAGUGUGUCUAUUGCAAUCGUGGGUACAACACAGCUGCUGCUUUAACUUCACAUUUGCAAAAUCACAAAAAAGAAAUUACAUCAUUAUCUGCAAAUACAGAUAAAACAUCUAAUUCCAUCUUCAGAUGUCUUCGGUGUAAUAUCAUUUUUACAAAAUCUGAAGAACUUUAUAUUCACAUGGAAAAAAAACAUUCAAGUAACACUGAAUAUUUGAAAAAAACGGUUACUGUUGGUUCUGAUUUCAAUUCUGACUACACCUGCAUGUGCUGCUGCAAAGAAACUUUUCUUUCAGUUGAGGCUUUACAGUUGCACAUUAAAGAGAACCAUGAUGGAAUACUUAGAGACCACUCGAAGAGCUUGAAAAUUAGUGAACAGGCUUCUGAAAAUCCAGAAGUGUCCUGUGAAAUCUGUUGUAUGACUUUUUCAUCAACUAAAUUAUUGAAAAUUCAUAUUAAAUGUGUUCAUGGAGUGUUAAAUAAUGCUUCUACAGAGCGAUUAAUUGAUCAAACAAAACCAACUGAUCUAAGUAUUGUGAAGAAAAAUGAAGAAACUGUACCUUCAAAUUUUAAAAGGCUUCGUAUGACUGAAUCGACUAAUUGUGGUAUUGUAAAUAAUCAGCAAGAUGUCCAGUAUGAUCCAGGUACACUUCUGUGUAACCAAUGUAAUGCUGCCUUACCAGAUUUCGAAUCAUUUAGAAACCAUUUGAAAUCCCAUCUAGAAGAGAGUGGACUAUCCUCUAUUUCAGGAAUGAAACAGAAAUGGUUCGGUUUGUGUCCUUAUUGUAGACACUCAACAUCUUCAGUGCAAGAAUUAAUAAAACAUAUAAGCUCUCAUAUUCUAACCACUGUCACUGAAUACAUGUGUCAAAUAUGCCAAAAAUCAUAUCACAAUUCUAAUGAACUGGAGAAACAUUUAAUAGAGGUGCAUUCCCAUCACUUAUAUCUUUGCUAUGCUUGUAAAGAAGUUUUUGAUACAAAAUAUGAAAUCCAGAGGCAUUUUUUAAUGAAACAUUUUAGCGAAAUAAAAAAAUUUAGUUGCUGCAUAUGUCCUACAUUUCCACCGAUACAUUCUGAACUCGAAUUUGACCUUCAUGUGAGAACAGUUCAUUGUGGUUUUGAUUCUUCCCUAACAAUUCCAAACGUUUAUACUAAGCAAGGGUCAGAUUUAGAGAGAAAAUGUUCGGUACCCUAUCAAGCAUCACUGAAUAAUCUUUCUAUAAAUUUGGCAACAAGUUCACCAAAUAAUGAUUCGAACCUAGUGGAUGCUAGCAGUAAGAAUGAAACAUUACAAAAUAACAACAAUAACUUGACAGAAGUCUGUGGGUUUUGCAAGUUUGGUGACUUUAAGAAUGAAGCUGACCUAACAGCUCAUCAAAAACUUGUACAUCAUAUCAAGGAUGUUCAGUCCAAAGUCAGCCUUCAGUGUGCUUACUGCAGUGAAAACUGUAAAUCUAGAUCAGAACUAGAGAAUCAUAUGAAAGUACAUUGCCAAAGUUCUUUAAGUUUUGGAAAGCAUAAAUGUAACAUUUGCGAUGAAAUCUGCCAUUCUGCAGCAACUUUAGCUGAGCAUAAAUUAACGCACUGUAAGGUCAUAUAUGGCUCAACAUGCUCACAUUGCAAAGUGGUCAUAACCUCGGAGGAAAGCUUCAUAAGUCAUAUGAUGAGUCACAAUAACUGUUUAUCAAAAACAUAUCAACUUACACUGCCAGCACCUUGUGUCAUCUGUCGACAGACACUUGUUUCGGAGGCAGAAACUAGGCUUCAUGCCAAGUUCCAUUUGCAAAUAGAAACCAUCCAGUGUUCAAAAUGUCUUCAAAGUUAUGGAAGGAACGAUUUGAAAGAGAAUGUUUGCAUAAAUUGUUUUGAAGACCAGAAAUCACAGCAGAAAUAUUCUUGCUGUAGUGAUAGUCAUAAUACAGACAAAUCAAGUAUUAAGAAAUCAACUUUAGUUUGUGAUGUGAAAGGAAGUUUGGAGGACAGUAUUAAUAACAAUUUUCAACAAAUAUGUGGUGAAUCCAUUAGGGAAAAUACAUUCCAAAAUUCUGUUAAGCUGAAAGAAGAACCAAUUUCAUCUGAAGAACUUUAAAAAAAAAAAAGAAGAAACUAAUUCUUAUGUUAGUGACUAACAAUUUUUUAACAAAAUAAAAACUGAAAGCUUAUCCAUUAUUUAUGAUAUUUGUGUGUUAAAAAUUGAGAAAUAAAUGUUACAAAUAAAA